This is a messenger RNA of Somion occarium, 1462 nucleotides long. Lineage: Eukaryota; Fungi; Basidiomycota; Agaricomycetes; Polyporales; Cerrenaceae. The record is from the annotation of a GenBank genome assembly.
ACGCGUCAACACGCGAAUCUGCUACCCUCUUACCAUGACAUGGUUCUCAACGGUUCUUUAUUCCGACUGGUUAUAGACGUGUUUUCUUCUUUCCGCAAUGUGCUCAUCGCCUCUGUCGCCCUGCGUAUUGCCCUCAUAGUAUAUAGCGAAUGGCAUGACGCACAUUCCGCCGUGAAAUACACCGACAUAGACUAUCGCGUCUUCAGUGAUGCAGCACACUUCAUCCUCCAUCCCAGUGCAGGGAACGUAGCACAGGGACCUCUCGGACAGUGGUUGGGCAUUGGCGACCCAUAUACCAGGCAGACGUAUCGCUAUACCCCACUUCUUGCUCUCUUACUCAUUCCAAGUGAAUGGCUACACCCGUCCUUUGGAAAAUAUGUAUUCGCAGGCUGCGAUGUUCUCGCUGGUAUCUUGAUAUACAACCUCCUGGUAUCCGUCAUACUGCCCUCAACGCCUGUGUCGACCACGAAGGAUAUCAAGUCGAAGCAGGAAGUCGCACAAGAUGCAGCUACUUCAAUGACUCGCAAAGCAUCACUCUUGGCUUCCGUACACCUCUUGAACCCUCUCGUUUUCUCCAUCUCAACCCGUGGUUCAUCGGAAUCGGUCCUGUCACUUUUCGUACUCGUCACGCUUUAUUUUGCCCUCAAAAGCAAGUGGACCUUGGCAGCGAUAUUCCUUGGACUUAGUACACAUUGGAAGAUAUACCCGUUCAUCUACGGGGUUGCGUGUCUUGGUGUUAUUGGGAAUGAGCAUGGGGUAGCGAAAGGAUUGAAGGGUUAUCUUGGAGGUAUCAUCAACUGGAGAACGUUUCAAUUUGUGUUCAUUAGUGUGGCGACUUUCGCGUUUUUAGGUGUUGCUAUGUACCUUGUAUGGGGUUACCCAUUUCUGUAUGAAUCCUAUCUCUACCACUUGCAAAGACGGGAUCAUCGACAUAACUUCUCCCCUUACUUCUACCUCAUUUACCUCACCUAUCCAUUCCCAGGGGUUGUGGCUCCAGAGCUGUCAGUCUGGCGGAAAUUUAUCAGAUCGCCAUUGACGAGCUUCUUGCCUCAGAUGAUCUUGUCUCUCGGAGCAGGCUUUCUCUUCGGUCGAAGCAAACGAGACUUGACGUUUGCCUGGUUCAUACAGACGUUCGUCUUUGUGAUCUUCAAUAGAGUAUGCACGUCGCAGUACUUCUUGUGGUACACACUCUUCCUCCCGCUUCUCAUUCCUCAACUCUCGAUUACACCGCGUUGGGCUCUGAUCUACACGACAGUAUGGCUUGGGACACAAGUUCUAUGGCUCAGCGAGGCCUAUAAGCUUGAAUUCCUUGGAGAGAACGUAUUCUUCAGUCUAUGGGUGAGGGGUAUGAUCUACAUGGCGGGACAUUCUUGGGUACUUGCUGGGAUCAUGCAAGCGUAUCGCGGCUAGUUAUUUGUUACACACAUUCCAUUCCUCCCGAAUAUACAAAUACAUUGUCGCG